AUGCAUCCUCCCACUUUCGAUGGUCGGGGAGACGCAACCUUAGCAGAAGACUUGAUCCAAGAUAUUGAGGAGAUACUCCGUGUUAUAAAUUGCACGGACAAACAGAAGGUUCUAUACUCUGCUUUCAAACUAACGGGAGAAGCAAAAAGAUGGUGGAUUUCUGAAAGAACCAUCAGAGAAGCGGAAGGGACGGAAAUAGUCCAUUGGGUGCACUUCAAGCAAAUCUUUCUGGAAUGCUUUUUCCGAACCUCAGUCCGAGAUGACAAGGCUAUGGAGUUCGCUAACUUGGAGAAGAAGGCUCGUAAGUUUGAACAAGGGUUGAAUGAAAAGAUUUAUAAACGAAUUGUGGGCUUUCAAAUCUGGAACUUUUCAGAGUUGGUGAAUAAGGCCACAGUCUUUGAGCGGAGUCUUCAAAGAGGCGCAACACUACUAGAACAGAGGAAGAGGACUGCGCCACAUGGGUCUCAAUCUGUGAUGGAUCAAGGGUCGUGGAAAAAGAGAAAUGGUGGGAGCAGCUCGGGGCAAAAGCAAAUGCAUGGAAAUCAAUCGAACAGCCUUUGUAAGUUUUGUAAUCGUGCAUAUAUUGGAGAGUGCAGAAGGGAAAUGGGGGCGUGUUUUCGAUGCGGUAAGAACGGACAUCUUAUCAGGGAAUGCCCUUUGCUGCUGACAGACAACAAGAAGCCUAACCCACAUCCAGUUUCCCAACAAGCGAAUCAGGGAAAUAAUCAAUGUAGAAUGGGACUGGCCCGAGUGUUCGCACUGACAUCUGAAGAUGCUGAGAACGACAACAAUGAGAUCACAGGUACCUCACUCUAUUUCUCCUUGAAAUCCUUUUAUUUGAGUUGA
This is a messenger RNA of Juglans microcarpa x Juglans regia, 846 nucleotides long. RefSeq lists its product as uncharacterized. The record is from RefSeq and is a predicted model, not a curated record. The transcript has 2 exons. The coding region runs from base 1 to 846 and encodes 281 amino acids. Lineage: Eukaryota; Viridiplantae; Streptophyta; Magnoliopsida; Fagales; Juglandaceae. Gene Ontology annotation, molecular function: nucleic acid binding; zinc ion binding.